Molecule: messenger RNA, 1152 nt
Organism: Colletotrichum destructivum
Lineage: Eukaryota; Fungi; Ascomycota; Sordariomycetes; Glomerellales; Glomerellaceae
Exons: 1
Coding region: 729-950 (73 amino acids)
Source: RefSeq, a predicted model, not a curated record
CCGACACCCUGUUCCUGACGCCGUGCGUUGCAACACCGACAGCUUGGCUAAAAAGCCGUUAGCCGUCGGCCUUCGUCACAAUGGAAUGUCACUGUCGUGGGCGGCGAGCAGUUGCGGGGCCGGCAGAAUCGCCCGAAUGCUCCUCAUGAGCCAUUUGAACCAGUCUGAUCUAUGGUCACCCAAGUGGCUGUCGGCUGUUUCGGCUUUCUCUCAUAUUUACUCUCGCCCUCACUUACAAAACCACCACAUUCGCCCGCCUUUUUCGCCAUAACCACUCCGUUCAUUGGGCCCCAAAUGCCCCUGUCAAUCAGUCAAUCAGCACUCUCGUCAACACCAUCGAACAAACUGCAGCCGCCGAUCCUGCCACACCAUCAUCGGGCUCCCCCUUCCUCUUCAUUGGGUUGCCAUGCACCCGCGACACCUCUCUAGCCGCACGGCAUAAUCCCCGCCCGCCGUCUUGGCCGUGGUCGUAGCCGUGGUCUUAAAACUGACGAUCAUCCGCCUGCCGCCAGGUGCUUAGAUAAAUCCAACUGCUCAGAGCGCGACACGACAGCAGGUGGCAAUUGUCACUGCCGAACACAACCCGCUAUUUGGCUCAAGCCUCAAAGUCCGGUCCCUAGAGGCUUCAUCUGAUCUCGGGGGGGGGGGGGGGGAGGCCCCGGCCGGGUGUUCUCAAGAUCACAUCUGGAAUUGUGUGUCGGCUGUCUCGGUACCAGGAUCGCUUGUUCAUGCCAAAUGCUAGUGAGCACCAAUGUUGCCUGCAGUCGCGCGGUUGGCUAAAAUGGCCCUGCGGUUGUUCAGUAACCGCCUGCAUUACCAUUUUCUCGACGACCAAAAGUCUGCAGAGCUCCUGUAGCCGCCAAGUGCGUGGCUCAGCGCGUCAGUCACCACGCAAAUGCUCAGCCACCUGCCAGCGAAGACCUUCACGACGGGGGCCAUUUCUAUUCUAGUACUCUGGACUUUUUCUUCUUCUCCCUCUUCUUCAUCUUGUCCUACUUUUCUGUAUUCUUCACUCUGUACACCGGACCGUAAUCUGUGCACAGUUAUCCGUUACGCUCUUCAGGUAACAACUGCGAUUAACGAAUCAAACUCAUCAGGCGUUGGCCGCCGUUGCCCAGUUGGCUCCAACUCUUGCUGACAAAUGCGAUCCGA